CACCAUUUUCGAGAUUGCAAUGCAUGGUCUGAUAAGCGAACUAAAACUUCAGUUCAGUUCAUCGAUAUUUUCAAUAUUUUUGUUUUUUCAUUUUUCUGUAGUUUAUUGAAAGUAAUGCGACUAUCAACAUAAUUUUGUGUCAAUUUGGGUUGUGAACCAACGUCGAAUACAGGAGAAAUUUUUAAGAAAUGCCGAAAAUGAUUGUUCUUUGACUUUGAAAUACCAAGUACUGUCGCCAUCACUCACUUCGUUUUCAAAAUGGAUGAGCAAAUUUGCCCUAGGUGUAAAACAAGUCGUUAUAGAAAUCCUUCCUUGAAGUUGAUGGUCAAUGUUUGUGGUCAUACAUUAUGUGAAAACUGUGUAGAACUACUCUUUAUAAAAGGUUCCGGAAGCUGCCCGGAGUGUGGCGUUUCUCUAAAGAGAAGUAACUUUCGGCUACAGCUCUUCGAAGAUGCUUCUGUUGAAAAAGAAGUUGAUAUAAGAAAACGAAUUCUGAAAGAUUAUAAUAAGAAAGAAGAAGAUUUCGAAACGUUACAAGACUACAAUGAUUAUUUAGAAGAAGUUGAAACCAUUAUAUACAAUUUGACUAACAACAUCGAUAUCGCUGAAACUACUCGGAAAAUAGAGCAGUAUAAGAAAGAAAAUAAGGAGAUAAUUUUGCGAAAUAAGAUGAAGUAUAACAAAGAAGCUUUAGAACUGGACCGGUUACUCGAAGAAGAACGACAGUACGAGCACGAUAAACGUGAAGCGAUAGAAAAGCAAGAAAUAGAAGUUAAGCGUCGAAAAAUCAUGGAAAAAGAGGCGUUAAUAGACGAAUUGAUGUUCUCUGAUACUAGUGCUCGAGAAAUUUUGAAUUUCUUUGCUGAAAAUAAAACACAAGUUAAAAAGGAAACCGUGGAUGAUACAGAGAAACCGCUGAAGAAAGAAUCCAGGAAGAUCAAUUAUUUCUCUACCGGUUUGAAAAUAGGAGAUACCAACCAUUUAUACGCUACUUCAGUUCCUAAAAUUGAAGAAGGUCCGCUGUAUGUCUACGUGGAGCCGACAUUUACAGUGGAUGGUCCCAUGUUCCCUGCUUGGGGCCAAUUGGAAAGUGCAGGUUAUUUACAACAUGUAAGGCAAGAAACUGCUGAUGAAAGAGCUGGUGGUUACGUUUCCUCUUUAGCGUGUAUGCGAGCUUUACAAGAAGCCAUGUUUGGCUUAUAUAAUGUUUCAAAAAAACCCGAAGUUACUUGAUGAUUUAUUUGUUUUUGUUCUUGCGUAUUAUUUUUCGUAAUAUUUCUUUUGUUUAGUUAUGUUUCAAAAAUGUGAUUCAGUUAUAUAAAUUUAUUGUAUUUGUACGGCAUAAAAGCAAUUCAAUACCUUUCAAGCAUUUCAUAAAGACAAUAGAAAAUGUUUAUUCAUUCUAAAUAAUUACAAUUAUUACAAAAAUGCGGUAAAAUUUAACUCUUUGUAGCUUGCAUAACGAAUAAUUUGGCCAAAGACUGCGAACAGAAUUUCGAAAUAUGCUCUCCAUAAGCUUCCACUUGACUAGCCAUCAACAUGGGAGUGAGCCUAGCAGGAACAGGGAUUGGUUUGAACAUUUUAUUAAGAUCUUCUUCCGGAAGCGGCGGUUCUUUCUUGAGAGCACGCGCGGCGUUUUCUUGAG
This is a messenger RNA of Planococcus citri (citrus mealybug), 1645 nucleotides long. RefSeq names its product CDK-activating kinase assembly factor (gene Mat1). Bases 259 to 1233 code for a protein of 324 amino acids. The record is from RefSeq and is a predicted model, not a curated record. The transcript is spliced from 3 exons. Gene Ontology annotation, molecular function: cyclin-dependent protein serine/threonine kinase activator activity. Gene Ontology annotation, cellular component: transcription factor TFIIH holo complex. NCBI's taxonomy places the organism in Eukaryota, Metazoa, Arthropoda, Insecta, Hemiptera, Pseudococcidae. Gene Ontology annotation, biological process: positive regulation of cyclin-dependent protein serine/threonine kinase activity; nucleotide-excision repair; regulation of transcription by RNA polymerase II.